AGUAUAAAACAAAACAGCUAGUCUAACCAUUAAUAGAACAAUGGAAUUAAAACAAGUUGGUGCUUCUGUUGUGCUAUUUCUUGCACUUGUGCUGGCUGAAGCACUAGAACCAAGUGUGGGGAAAAUUAAAGGUUUCGUAGAAACACCCUUGCUGCAGUAUGAGUCUGUUUCCAUCCACAGUGUAACUGCGGAAUGCAACGAGACCUCAGUGUAUGUAGAAGUGAAGAAAGAUCUGUUGGGAUUUUUGCUUGGUAACUCCAUCAGCAUUUCUGCUAUCACCCUGGGAAGCUGUUCUGCUAAAAAGGAUGAUUUUUCAUCACAAAUCCUUAUCUAUGAAGCUGAACUGGAUGGCUGUGACAGCAAGAUGACCGUGACUGAAGAUGAACUGGUCUAUGUCUUUACUCUCGGGAUUACUUCAGAGCCUUCAACUAGUGAUCCCAUUUCAAUUGAAUGUCACUACCCAAGAUUUCGUGAUCACAGAAGUUCUGUGGUUCCCAAGGAUCCUUCGGAAGCUGCUGAGGAACCUUUUCUUUUCUCCUUGAGGCUUAUGAUGGAUGAUUGGAUAUCUGAAAGACCAUCCAAGAAGUACUACCUGGGUGAGCUUAUAAAUAUCGAGGCAUCAGUACUGCCGUUCAACAGUGUCCCCCUGCGUGUCCUUGCAGAUGGCUGUGUUGCCACUGCAGUCCCUGACCUCAAUGCAGUCCCCAGAUAUUCCUUCAUUGAAAAUUAUGGGUGUUUGAUUGAUGCCAAGUUUACGCAGUCCAAUUCCCACUUCAUGCCCCAAAUUGAAGCGGCAAAGCUGAGGCUUCAGCUGGAUGCCUUCAUGUUUCAAGAAGGGAAUGGUAGCUUGGUCUAUGUUACAUGCUUCUUGAAGGCUAGAGCUGAAUCUGCUUCUCCUGAUGCUCUGCACAAGGCUUGCUCCUUCUCUGACGACAGAUGGACUGCUGUGUAUGGUGCUGACCAGGUGUGUAGCUGCUGCGACAACAACUGCAGCUUGUGGAAGGAACCGGAUCAAUCGGGACGGCAGCAGGCAACACAAGUAAUGCUUGGCCCGAUCAUAGUUGAGAAUGACUUUGACUUGUUUUGAAAUAAAAUGUUACAAAAG
Messenger RNA from Clarias gariepinus (North African catfish), 1105 nucleotides. RefSeq names its product zona pellucida sperm-binding protein 3-like. NCBI's taxonomy places the organism in Eukaryota, Metazoa, Chordata, Actinopteri, Siluriformes, Clariidae. Gene Ontology annotation, molecular function: acrosin binding. Gene Ontology annotation, cellular component: extracellular matrix. The transcript has 8 exons. Bases 41 to 1087 code for a protein of 348 amino acids. The record is from RefSeq and is a predicted model, not a curated record. Gene Ontology annotation, biological process: positive regulation of acrosome reaction; binding of sperm to zona pellucida; egg coat formation.